UCACCGCGCCGCUGUUGUUUUCAGGAGAGUAGUUUGUUGUCGGACCGGCGGCCCGCUGUCGAGUGGUGGAUCCUUUCACGCAGUUUUUUUCCGCUUUGAGCAGCUGGACAGCGCCUCUCCUCUGCCUCAUGAGCCCACCGGACACCUCGCCGACAUUCCCCCGCAGCACGGCGGCCAGCAGCUAGCUCAGCUCCCCGCCAGGCCGGCUGGAAGUAAGGCAGGCUAGCAGCUUGUUAGCCGCUAGUUAGCAGCUAGCCGGCUACAUCAGGUUGGAUGUUGUCUCCAUUCAGGAUCCCCAAGAAGAAGCAGGAAGUGGACUGUGGCUCCGCCCACCAGUCACCGUUGGCCCGCCUUCAGAGCCCUGCGCCUACACUAAAGGGUUACGGGGACCGGCCCGGCGCUGACAGGGUGCAUGCUGGGAACGGCGUGUCCUCAGACAGACGGAGGGCGGUGCAGCGCCCCCUACAGGCUCCGUUCCACCAAACGUCCUGCAGGUCGUUCAGAGACACGGUGAAGACGCAGCUGGGACUCGACGGAGGCGGAGCUUCAGCGGCCAAUCACAGAGCACCAGGAAGACGCAGUGGCCAAUCAGAGCCGAGACAGAGAGCCGAGUCGUCCUUUUGUUCCGACAGAUGGCGUCCAAAGAGAGCGUCUGACCGCCUGCUGCAGCCUGAAGAUCACCUGCCUCCACCACAGAAGAAGAAAAGCGUCCCAGGUGAGCUUCCUCCCAGCAUCGCUCUGGAGACAGGCGACUCUCUGGACUCUCUGGCAGCGCUGCAACCCAAAGGGCAUGCUGGGAGUCCAAGUCCUUCACCACCAGGACUACAACGAUGGAGGACGAGGGAGUGCAGCAGAGACAGCAAGGAACAGGUAAAAGGGAGGCGGAGCCCAGAGAGGAGGCGGAGCCCAGAGAGGAGGCGGAGCCCAGAGAGGAGGCGGAGCCCAGAGAGGAGGCGGAGCCCAGAGAGGAGGCGGAGCCUGGACAUAAAGGAGGACCUGAGGGAGAAGGGGAGAGAGAGAUGGAUUGAGUUCAGAGAGAACAACAGAUCCACCGUCCUGCAUCUGAGACUGAAACCAAAACCCAGUCCUCGAAGAAAACCGAGUCAGACGGAACCCAUUGUCCUUUCGAGUGAAGAGGAGGACGAAGGCGAAGAAACCAGGACGGUUCAAAGCAGCAGCCGAUUGGACGAAUCCUGUAGAGAAAGAUCAGACCAGGUGAGUCCACCUGAAGCUCCGCCCUCCUACCUGCAGCUGCCGUUUGCUUCGCUCCACUCCGGCCUGACGGAAGUGGACGCCAACGGGAUGAUGACGGUCACUGAACACGCCAUCACUAUCCCUGUCAAAGGUGUUGAGGAAGGGGAGGUGACUGUGGUGGCGUCUCAGGUUCGGGGUUAUGGUGUUUGGGAUGGGGGCGUGGCUCGGGGCGGGGCUCUGCUGGCGUCCUGGGAAGGCCCCGCCCCCUCGCUGGUCUUCCUGUGGGUGACGGACGCUCAGGCCAACCUGCUGAAGACGGAGCUGUCGGCCAUCCAGACCUCCUCCGGGCCUCCCUGCUCCUUUGUUCUGCUGGUGUUGAAGGAGCAGCUGCAGGAGCUUCAGGCAGCCCUGCUGGCCUCCAUCCUGGACAUGGAUCCGUACCAGGAGGGCCGGUCCUGUGGUUCUGGUCCAGCGUCUCCUCUGGACUGGGCUGAUGGACUGCUCCUCCUGCACAGCUGCCCUCCUCCUGUGGACCAGCACCUCCUCAGACUGCUGGGACACUCCACCGUCAGAAGGUCCUCUGGUCCUCCGAAGACCUACAGUCCUAAGAGGUCCAACCAGCUGAGCUGCAGCCUCAGGAACAAGACCAGAACGUCUGCUGAGCUGCCCACCAGGCUGAUCCAGUAUCCUGAAGCUCCCAGUAAAGGACGGAUCACGGUGACCAAUGAGGAUCUGAUCUGUCUUCAGGAAGGAAACUUCCUCAAUGAUGUCAUCAUCGACUUCUACCUCAAGUUCCUCUUCCUGGAGGGCGUCGGCGGUUCAGUUCCUGACAGAAGUCACGUCUUCAGCAGCUUCUUCUUCCGCCAGCUGAGCCGACGGCGAGCAGCCGGCGAGGACGACCCGUCCGUCCCAGACCGCCUGGUGAGACACCAGAGGGUCAAGACCUGGACCCGUCACAUAGACAUCUUCACCAAAGACUUCCUGUUUGUGCCUGUCAAUCAAGAAGCCCACUGGUUCCUGGUUGUGGUGUGUUUUCCUGGACUUGAGGAGAAUCGUCAUGAGAAGUUUGAGCCGUCAGCAGGUGCAUCAGAUCGACCUGCAGGAAAACAGAACCUGAGAUCCAGUCAGCCUCCGGACUGCAGUCUUCAGGGCUGCCAGAAGGACUCGGUGUUACAGAGGCCGUGUAUUCUGGUCAUGGACUCUCUGAAGUUGUCGCAUCAUGAGAACGUCUGUCGGCUCCUCAGAGACUACCUGCAGGUGGAGUGGGACGUCCGCAGGAAGUCUCCUCGCCUGUUUUCCUGCGAGCGCAUGAGGAGCUGCAGCUGCAGAGUUCCUCAGCAGGACAACAGCAGCGACUGCGGCGUUUACCUGCUGCAGUACGUGGAGAGCUUCUGCAGGUAGGACGCGCCUGGACCGCAGGAAAGAGAUGGUUAAAUAACAUGCAAUACGGGGACAUAUUUAGAUAUCAGAAAAAUGUCAGUUCUCAGCGACGUUUUGGUGUUUAAUUUAUUUUUACAGUUUCUGAAAAGUGUAAAA
This is a messenger RNA of Acanthochromis polyacanthus (spiny chromis), 2730 nucleotides long. Its product is annotated as sentrin-specific protease 7-like. Gene Ontology annotation, cellular component: cytoplasm; nucleus. Gene Ontology annotation, biological process: protein desumoylation. The record is from RefSeq and is a predicted model, not a curated record. The transcript is spliced from 19 exons. Bases 274 to 2595 code for a protein of 773 amino acids. Lineage: Eukaryota; Metazoa; Chordata; Actinopteri; Pomacentridae. Gene Ontology annotation, molecular function: SUMO-specific endopeptidase activity.